Nannospalax galili (Upper Galilee mountains blind mole rat) is the source of this 5608-nucleotide messenger RNA. It is a transcript of the gene Rab11fip3, whose product is annotated as RAB11 family interacting protein 3. Gene Ontology annotation, molecular function: calcium ion binding. Gene Ontology annotation, biological process: endocytic recycling; regulation of cytokinesis. The transcript is spliced from 15 exons. Bases 133 to 3705 code for a protein of 1190 amino acids. NCBI's taxonomy places the organism in Eukaryota, Metazoa, Chordata, Mammalia, Rodentia, Spalacidae. The record is from RefSeq and is a predicted model, not a curated record. Gene Ontology annotation, cellular component: cleavage furrow; endocytic vesicle; recycling endosome membrane.
CAGCAGCCUGGGCUCCCCGCGCGCACCCGCCCGCGCAGCCGCGGGGAUGCCCGCGCCCGCCGCCGCGCCCUGAGCGCCUUUGUCUGCUUCCGGUGCGGCUCACUUCAUCCAUAGUUCAGCCGGCGCCCGAGCAUGGAGUCGGACCCGCCGGCCUCCCUGUCCGACCACGACGAACCGGUGCCGGGUUCCUGGCGCGGGGUCAAGGGACCGAUAGGUCCCGGCGGACCUUGCAGGUGGUCGGAGGAGCCUGGAGAACACGCCCCGCCUCAGUGCUGGCCAGAGGAGCCGGAGGAGCCUGAUGCACCGUGUAGCUGGGCCAAGGACCGCAACGCACCUCUCUGUUGGCCUGAGAAGCUGGACUCACGGUGCCGAUUGGCCAAGGAGUCAGAGGAGCCCAACGCACCUAGCUGCUGGCCAAGGGAGCUGGACGCACUGUACCUCUUGACCCAGGAGCUGGAGGAGUCUGAUGCACCUAGCUACCUGGCCCAGGAGCUGGAGGAGCUGGACGCAUCUAGCUGCCUGGCCCAGGAGCUGGAGGAGCCCAACGCAUCUAGCUGCUUGGCCCAGGAACUGGAGGGGACUGAUACACCUAACUGCUUGGCUCAGGAACUGGAGGGACCUAAUGCACCUAGCUGCUUAGCCCAGGAGCUGGAGAGGCCCAUUGCACCUAGCUGCUGGCCAGAGGAGCUGGAGGAGCCCGAUGCACCUAGUUGUUUGGCCCAGGAGCUGGAGGAGCCCGAUGCAUCUAGCUGCUUGGCUCGGGAGCUGGAGAAGCCUGAUGCACCUAACGGCUUAGCUCAGGAGUUGGAGGAGCCCGACGCUUCUAGCUGCUGGCGGGAGGAGCUGGUCGCGCUGUGCCUCUUAACCCAGGGACUGGAGGAGCCAGAUGCACCUAGCUGCUUGGCCCAGGAACUGGAGGGGCCCGAUACACCUAGCUGCUUGGCCCAGGAACUGGAGGUGCCUGAUGCACUUAGCUGUUUGACCCAGGAGCUGGAGGGGCCCAACGGACCUAGCUGCUGGCUAGAGGAACUGGACGCACUGUGCCUCUUGGCCCAGGACCUGGAGGAGCCCGAUUCAUCUAGCUGCUUGGCCCAGGAUCUGGAGGAGCUAGAUGCACCUAGCUGCUUGGCCCAGGAACUGGAGGGGCCCAAUGCACCUAGCUGCUUGGCUCAGGAGCUGGAGGGGCCCAAUGCACCUAGCUGUUGGCCAGAGGAGCUGGAUGCACUGUGUCUCUUGGCCCAGGAGCUGGAGAAACCCGAUUCAUCUAGCUGUUUGGCUAAGGAACUGGGAGAGCCCAACGUACCUAGCUCCUUAGCCAAGGAGCCCGGGGAGCCCGACACACUUAGCUGCUGGCCGGAGGAGCUCAACGCACUGUGCGGCCUGGCCAGGGAGCCUGAGGGGCCCGACGCACUUAACUGCUUGAGGGAGGAGCUGGCGGACCCCGACGCUUUUGGCUGCCGUGCGAAGGAGCCAGAGAAACUUGAUACACCAUGUUGCUGGGCCGAAGAGCUUGAGGAACCCGACUCACCUCGCUGUUGGUCAGAGGAUCCCGAUGCGCGGUGCUGCUGCCCGCAGGAAGCGGAGGAGCCCACAGCAUCUCGCCUCUGGCCGCAGGAGCCCUACGUGCCCUGCCUCUGGCUGGAGGAGCCGAACGCAACUCGCUGCUGGCCAGAGACGGAUGCGCCGUGCCUCUGGCUACAGUCCAAAGAGCCAGAGGAGCCCAGAGCCCGGUGCAGCUGGCCUGAGGAUCUGGAAGACUGCGGCUCCAUGCGGGCCCUGCCCCUGAGGCCCUCGGGCGAGCUGCUGCAGGCCUGUCCCGGGCCGCCCUCGGACCCAAGCUCUGCGUUGUUGCUGCCCAGCGAGCCGCGGACAGCCCAGGAAGAGGGUGCGCGCCUCAGGGCCGUGUUCGACGCCCUGGACAGUGAUGGGGAUGGCUUUGUCCGCAUCGAGGACUUCAUCCAGUUCGCCACGGUCUACGGGGCAGAGCAGGUGAAGGACUUAACUCAGUACUUGGACCCAAGUGGGCUUGGCGUGAUCAGUUUUGAAGACUUCCAUCAAGGGAUCAUGGCCAUCAGAAAUGGAGAUCUUCUCUCCACAGAUCCUGAUGGCCAGCUGUACAGUGUGGAGCCUGCCCAUGAUGAGGAACCCCCUGCAUGUGCUGAUGAAUUCGAUGACUUUGUCACCUAUGAGGCCAACGAGGUGACAGACAGCGCAUACAUGGGGUCUGAGAGCACCUAUAGUGAGUGUGAGACCUUCACCGAUGAGGAUACCAGUACCCUGGUGCACCCUGAGCUGCAGCCUGAAGGGGAUGCUGACAGUGCUGGUGGCUCUGCUGUGCCCUCAGAGUGCCUGGACACAGUGGAGGAGCCUGACCAUGGUGCAUUGUUGCUGCUUCCAGGCAGAUCUCACCCCAGCAACCAGACUGUCGUCAUGGUGAUUGGCGGCGAGGAGCAUUUUGAGGAUUACGGUGAGGGCAACGAGGCAGAGCUGUCCCCAGAGACCCUCUGUAAUGGGGAACUGGACUGUGGAGACCCUGCUUUUCUCACCCCCAGCUCUGAUCCUCUUGCCACAAAACUGCGCAGCAUCCUCACUGAUGAGGCCUUUGAGUUUUACUGUAGCCAGUGCCACAAACAAAUCAACCGCCUUGAAGAUCUUUCUGCCCGCCUGACUGAUCUUGAGAUGAAUAGCCCAGCCAAGCGGCUCUCCAGCAGGAAGGUGGCAAGGUAUCUGCACCAGUCGGGAGCCCUGACCAUGGAGGCCCUGGAGGACUCUCCCCCAGAGCCUGUGGAGGGCCCAGAGGAGGACAUUGCUGACAAGGUUGUCUUUCUGGAGAGGCGGGUGUCAGAGCUGGAGAAGGACAGUGCAGCUGCUGGGGAGCAGCACAGCCGGUUAAGACAGGAGAAUCUCCAGCUGGUGCACAGAGCCAAUGCUUUGGAAGAACAGCUGAAGGAACAGGAGCUGAGAGCCCAAGAGAGGGUCCUAGAGGAGACCCGGAAGCAGAAGGAGCUCCUGUGCAAGAUGGAGCGUGAGAAGAGCAUUGAGAUUGAGAACCUGCAGACCAGGCUGCAGCAGCUGGAUGAGGAGAACAGUGAGCUACGGUCCUGUACACCCUGUCUGAAGGCCAACAUUGAACGCCUGGAGGAGUUCUCUGUGCAGGAAAAACAGAAGAUGCUGGAUGAAAUUGAAGAGUUGUCACUGCGGCUCAAUGAAGAGCAGGAGAAUAAGAGGAAGAUGGGGGACAAGCUAAGCCAUGAGCGGCACCAAUUCCAGAGGGACAAAGAAGCAACUCAGGAGCUAAUUGAGGACCUUCGCAAGCAGCUGGAGCAUCUGCAGCUCCUUAGGCUGGAGGCGGAGCAACGACGGGGCCGUAGCAGCAGCCUGGGCUUGCAGGAGUACAAUAGCCGUGCACGAGAAAGUGAGCUGGAACAGGAGGUCCGCAGGCUCAAGCAGGAUAACCGAAACCUGAAGGAGCAAAACGAUGAGCUGAAUGGUCAGAUCAUCACCCUCAGCAUCCAAGGUGCCAAGAGUCUCUUCUCCACCUCCUUCUCUGAGUCCCUGGCCGCAGAGAUCAGUUCUGUCUCCCGAGAUGAGCUCAUGGAAGCAAUCCAGAAGCAGGAGGAGAUCAAUUUCCGCCUGCAGGACUACAUCGACAGGAUCAUUGUGGCCAUCCUGGAGACCAACCCAUCCAUCCUAGAGGUCAAGUAGGGCAGCUCAGCCCAAUAUGGGCUGGUUAUAGACUCCACCAGCACUCCAGAGUGGCCCUGUCUUGCCACAAAGAGCCAAGACCAGCAGGUUCCACGGUUUACCAAGCCCAGAGUGUAUAGGGCCCUCAUGCAGCUGGGAUAGGAGACUAAAAAUAGAAGCUGUAGAGGGCAGUAAAAAAGAAGGAAGGGAAGUCCACAGCAAGCAAUGAGUGAGGCUCGGGUCUCUACGACCUUCAGAGAAGCAGAACUUCCAACUCCAAGUCAGCCCAACCAACAAUACCUGUAUCUGCUCAGCAGUGAUAGUUUCUCAAGCCCAUGUGCAGAUAUGUGGGGAUAGUUUCUCAGGCUGAGAUGAGCACCUCUGUGACUCUGUGACACAUCCUUCUUCCUGCCAUGCAGCCUGUUGGGAAGAGGGGGAGAAAAUGAGUACACAAUUGCUGCCACUCACUCAUGCUGACAUGGUGCCUCCCAUGCCUGCCCAUUCCCAAAUGGUGUAUAGGCCAAGGACCUGCAAGUUGGACAAGGCAGUGCCAGAAAGACAGGCAGGCAAAGCUGGCACAUUUAGGGUCUGCUCCGGAGCCACAGGCCACCUGUUCUCUGAGCUGCUUAGGCCAUCACCCAGCCAGAUGGGCUUCCAUUCAGCUUUGGACCUAGGGCCUCUAAGCCACACAGCUAUCCUUAUGGCCUGACAGUCGCUGUAGUAACUCUUUGGUUCUGGCCCUCCUGUGGAGGCUAGGACAGGAGCUCAUCAAGGCCCUUUGUUCUGAACAAAGGGCCUGUGACAUUGACUAUUGAACUCACUUCCUGGACUGGUGGACACUAUUACCCCAGGUGUAGGUGCUGCUCUCCUCAGAUGUGGCCUACCCUGGCCCUUGGGCCCACACCCUCCUCAGGCUGAUGUUACUGCCCUGGGUAAAGUACAUUUCCCAGGCCAAAGUCUAGGCCUGGAACCAGGUUUCCUCUGCAUCUCACUUUAAAUUACUGGGUAUCCCCCAGGAUGCAUUUUGCAGUUGGGUGGGUGGAAUAGGCUCUGCACAGACCCAGAGGCAGAGGAGAUCUGCUGCCACUUCUGUACCACCCACAGAGCUGCAGCAUUUGCAGAGCUGCAGCACCCACAGACAAUUGGGCCUGAGCCUGAGCACUGACCAGGAGUCUCUGGGCACAUGUGGUCUGAGACCACACUACAGGCUGUCCACCCACUCCGUGUGUUCACGAGUGCAUGAGUGUGCACAUAAGUAUGAGUAUACAUGUGCUUGUGCCCACACAUGCUGCCCUGCAUCCCUCUACUACCCACCCUCCCCCUGCCAACCUUCUACACUACAGUUUAGGAUGUUGCCUCAUAUUGUACAUUUUGGGGAAAGCCUUGAGUGUAAAUCAAUGUAAACUUGGAGGAGAGAUUUUUCUACCCUCCCCCUGCCAACCUUCUACACUACAGUUUAGGAUGUUGCCUCAUAUUGUACAUUUUGGGGAAAGCCUUGAGUGUAAAUCAAUGUAAACUUGGAGGAGAGAUUUUUCUAUCAUGUAGAAUAGGUAUUUUUUAUAGAUUGAAGGUUGAUCAAUUUUUUAAUACUUUCCAGAGAGAAAAAUAUCUGUGUAUACACAUGAAAUAUAUAUAUAUAUAUAUAUAUGUAUAAUAUAUCAUUACUGGAGCCCUGCUUUCUGUGCCCAGGUCCCAACCCUGUGACAAGGGCUUGUGGCCAAUUCCUGCUGUCUGCUCUGAAGUGCUCACUGUAAACAUAGGUCUCCAGGAGACACUGGAAAACACACCAAUCACCAACUUGCUCAUGGCACCUGCUUCAGCUCCCUGAGAAGUGGCUAUUCCUCCGUGACGUGGGAGGAUGGGAAACCAGCAGGGUCCUGUCCAAUGUGUCGGCCACCACAGAUUAAAGCUGUUACUACACAUA